Messenger RNA from Lotus japonicus, 2140 nucleotides. RefSeq lists its product as uncharacterized. Bases 631 to 1425 code for a protein of 264 amino acids. Lineage: Eukaryota; Viridiplantae; Streptophyta; Magnoliopsida; Fabales; Fabaceae. The record is from RefSeq and is a predicted model, not a curated record. The transcript is spliced from 2 exons.
UUUCUAAAUAAUGCAAAAAAGUUUUUUAAUUAGCAAAAAGGGGCACGAAAAAAUUUAUUUAGCAAGAUGGGGUACUUUUAGUGGGAUUCGCGAGUUUUGUUGCGUUUCCAUCUAUUAUUCUGAAAAAUGUCUGACUGCGUUGGGAGGUGCAGGGUGAUUGGGGAAAUCAUUGCUUUAUGAUGGUGGGAUUCGCAAGUUUUCUUGCGUUUUCCAUGUCAGGGUGGCAGGUUGCACGUUAUUGGAUUCGCAAGUUUUCUUGCGUUUUCCAUGUAGUUGGAAUGAUGGUCAAUGAUGGUGGCAGGGUGGCAGGGUGGCAGGUUGCACGUUAUUAGUGUCGCGACUUUACCUGCGAAUUCAAGUGCUUUUCAGGUGCUUUUCAGGUGGCAGUACUGACAUGGAGGGAAAGGAAUGGCUAAGAUUGAAUGCUCAAUUUUUUUUGCGAAUCCAGGAUAUACAAAAUGACAAAAUAAGCGAGAUUGACUGGAUUCUCAAUUAUUUUUGCGAAUUCAAAACACUAUAAGUUAACUCCUGAGCCUCAUAACUUUCUUCUACGAAAAAUACACUUCAAUAUUUUCAAAACUUCAAUCUCCUGCAUUUCAUAACGUUUCUGUAACGAAAAAAACCUUUGCAAUGGAUCAAGUUAUUACUUUUGUGUAUUACGAUGGCAGGGUUGUCCAUGGCGACCAAGGUGCCAUAUUCGAAGGUCGGAGAAGGUCCAUGCAUCUGAAGCGAAACAUUACCUUCGACCGUUUGAAGAAGAAAAUCCACAAAAGGUUGAAGCUGCAAAGGAACCAGAUGAUUUCUAGAGUCAGCUCUAGAUUUAUGACGACACCGAAUCCCAUUUUUUUUACGCAUUUUGAGAUAGUUGAUAAUGUUGAUGUUCAAGUCAUGAUGGAUGCAUUUAGUCAGCAGUCAUAUAUGGUUCAGCUGGAGCUGUAUGUUGAAGUUACUGAAGCUGGAAGUUCAUCAAUGUCAGUGCCGACGUAUCUGUCGUCUACUCAACCGAGACCCACUGAAGACGGUGGUAGACAUGUUGUUGAUGAGGAGCUUCUUGCAGAACCAUAUACUGUGCCUUUUAGCGUUAUGAGUAUUGAAGAGACCAAUAUCGUCGUUCCUUCGGAUGUCGCAGUUAAUUUGGGCGAUGAUUAUGACUACCGCCUUGACAAUGAUAAUGUGGACGGUGAAGUCAUUCCUUCAGACGAUGACCACAAUGAAGAUGAAAGAAUGCAAGAAGGAGGUGACGAGUCUGACACAGACGAUGAGGGAGACCGACACGCUAAUCCUCAGCCUCGGAUGGCACCUCAUCCUGCUGAUCAACCUGCGGCACCAGUGAACGUCAAUGUUGAAACUCAAGGUAUGUACAAUCAACAUAUCUCAUCAAGCGUUGUUUUUUAUAAAUAUAUGGUACUUGAUAUAUUUCUAUAAUUUUAUAGGCCACCCAAACACGGCCCCAUUCUGGAGUGCUUCUUCGCAUUAUACAUAUAUUAACUGGGAUCACCCAAAUGAAGAAACUGAUUUUUAUUCUGAAACGGAUGUGAAUGGAUCAUGGAAGCUAGGUGAUGACUUAUGUAAAGGGUUGAUUUUUGAAAACAAGCGUGCUGUACAGGAUGCCUUGUUACACUAUUGUUUUAGACUAAAUCAAACUUAUAAGAUGAGUGAAUCCAAGCCAGAGUACUUUACUGCAAAGUGUCAGAAAUCCGUAGAUGGCUGCCCGUGGAGGAUAAGGGCACAUCUAUCCAAGAAAAUUGGUAAAUGGAUCAUAUCCAAAUGGGGGGGUUCGCAUACGUGCUUAAAUGCGAUGACUUCUCAAGACCACAAGAAGAUGACGUCCACCUUCAUGUCCAACUACAUUCUUGGCAUGGUAAGUGCCCAACCAACUAUCCCUAUUUCCCUCAUACAAGAGAGGAUAAGUGGUCAACUCAAUUAUAUGGUGUCAUACUUUAAAGCUUGGAAGGCGAAGGAUAAGCGUCAACCAACGAACGGAAUACUUGUCGUACCAAAUCAUGUACUCAUCAUUUGGCCCAACAAGAGUAUUAGUCUCGGGUUGGUUAGCCAACCUCUGGUGCCUCUCCGACCACAGCUGUAUAAAACCACGCAUGUUAUGUACCCAAUCCUGCUUUUCCUUCCCUUUUAGAGAAAU